AUGAGUCUUAAUACAUAUCUAGUUGAGAUCAAUGAAAAGAAGGAUCCUGAUCCUUUUAUUACUUUGUUCUCUAAAUCAAAAGGAAAUAAACUUGAAUUUAUAGCUUUCAGAAUUCUUAAAACACUAAGAUUGAUUGUUAAAGAAUUGUUAGAUCCUGAUGGUGAUGGGGGAAUAGAUAUCUUUAGAAACUUUGAAGGAUAUUUGAUUUUAGUUCAAUGUAAGAAUUAUACAGAUGCAAAGGUUGGUGUUGAUGAUAUUAGAAAAUUUGAAGGAAUGAUGUCAAGGUAUCCCAAUCGUACAACAAUAGGAAUUUAUGUAAUAUUUAAUACAAAUGAAUAUAGCAGAAGAGCAGAAACAUCAGAACUUAAUAUCUUAUUAACAAAUGUUUCUAGCAUGAAACUAGACAUUAUUAAUUAUGUCAUUGAAAAAUUAGGUAAUGCUUUCGAUGAUUCUGAAGAACCUCAUGACUAUGAACUAACUAAAAAGGUGGUUCGCUGGUUGAGCUGUAAGGCUCAUGACCAUGAGUUAUCUAAAAGGGCAGUUUGCUGGUUAAGCUGUAAGGCUCACGGCCAUAAACUAUCUAAGAGAGCAGCUUGUUGGUUGAGCUAUAAGGCUCAUGACCAUAAACUAUUUAAGAGGCGGCCUGUUGGUUGA
Racocetra persica is the source of this 654-nucleotide messenger RNA. The record is from the annotation of a GenBank genome assembly. Lineage: Eukaryota; Fungi; Glomeromycota; Glomeromycetes; Diversisporales; Gigasporaceae.